This is a messenger RNA of Myotis brandtii (Brandt's bat), 4034 nucleotides long. RefSeq names its product fibulin 2 (gene FBLN2). The record is from RefSeq and is a predicted model, not a curated record. The transcript has 15 exons. Lineage: Eukaryota; Metazoa; Chordata; Mammalia; Chiroptera; Vespertilionidae. Gene Ontology annotation, molecular function: calcium ion binding. Gene Ontology annotation, cellular component: extracellular region. The coding region runs from base 89 to 3511 and encodes 1140 amino acids.
CCUUUCUGAUUCCCCCAGGGCCUCGCAGGAGAGGGGACCUUUUGGCUCGAGGUGGCACCUGGGCUGCACCUGGGCUGGCGGUGGGACCAUGGUGAUGUUCUGGGAGCCUGUAGGAGCCUGGUUGGCCCUGGCCCUGGCCCUGGGUGCCAGCAUAGGUGCAGCAGCCCCACGGCAGGACUGCACGGGUGUCGAGUGCCCGCCGCUGGAGAACUGCAUCGAGGAGGCGCUGGAGCCGGGCGCCUGCUGUGCCACGUGCGUGCAGCAGGGCUGUGCCUGCGAGGGCUACCAGUACUAUGACUGUCUGCAGGGUGGCUUCGUGCGUGGCCGUGUACCCGCAGGCCAGUCCUACUUUGUGGACUUUGGCAGCACUGAGUGUUCCUGCCCACCAGGUGGCGGCAAGAUCAGCUGCCAGUUCAUGCUGUGCCCUGAGCUCCCACCCAAUUGCAUCGAGACUGUGGUGGCAGCUGACAGCUGCCCGCAGUGCGGCCAGGUGGGCUGCGUGCACGCUGGCCGCAAGUAUGCUGCUGGUCACACAGUCCACCUGCCACCGUGCCAGGCCUGCCACUGUCCUGACACUGGUGGUGAGCUCAUCUGCUACCAGGUCCCCAGUUGCCAUGGAGAUGCCAAGGCCAUGCCCACUGCCACCAGUGGGAACUUCUCAGAUGCUGAGGAGAAUGAACCUGAGCGACACUACGAAGACCCCUACAGUUAUGACCAGGAGGUGGCUGAAGCAGAAGCCGCAGCGGCUUUGGCAGGCGAGCUUCAGGCAAGCACAGGGGCCCCAGCCACCCUGGGAGGUGGAAGUCAGCCACUGUCUGCCAUCCAGGCCACCCCCUGGCUGGCCGUUCUCCUCAGGCCAACAGCGGCUGCUGCCCUGGGUCCGCCAGCUCCUGUUCAAGCCAAAGCCAGGAGAGUGAUGGAGGACAGCCAGGGGCCAGGGGAGGAGGAGAGGGAGGACAUCGCUGUCAGGGAGCCACUGGCAGCAGGUGGCCUUAGGGGGCUCGAUGGGCCUCCCGGUGCAGGCCCAGCCGAGCCCAGUCCCCCUUUGCAAGAGGAGAAGGCAGAUGCCAGGGCAAGGCCCGAAGAUAACCUUAUCCCAGAUGCCCAGGCCACCCCACAAAGUACUGGACAGGAGGGAGCCAGCCCCAUGCUGGGGUCAAGCACGGCCAGUGUCCUCCAGUCUCAGGCCACAUCGAGUUCUCCCGGAAACCCAACAAAGCCCAGCAGCCACACCAUCCUGACCACACCUCCCCAUGAGGCCACCCAGGUCCCACCUAUCCAGGAAGUGCCCAAGCAGCCACCAGCUCUGCCCCAUCUUCGGCCAGAGGAGGACACUGACCCCAACUCUGUCCAUUCUGUCCCCAGAGGUGACCCUGAAGUCUCCACAAAGGACCUGAUCGAGACUUGCUGCGCAGCUGGACAGCAGUGGGCCAUCGACAAUGACGAGUGCCUGGAAGUCCCUGAGAGUGGCGCUGAGGGUGAUGUCUGCAGGACAGCUCAGAAGCACUGCUGUGCAUCCUACCUGAAGGAGAAGAGCUGCAUGGCCGGUGUUGUGGGGGCCAAGGAGGGCGAGGCCUGUGGGCUUGAGGACAGUGACACCUGUGGCAUCUCCUUGUAUAAGCAAUGCUGUGACUGCUGUGGCCUGGGGCUCCGUGUGCGGGCUGAGGGCCAGUCAUGCGAGUCCAACCCCAACCUGGGCUACCCCUGCAACCACGUCAUGCUUUCCUGCUGUGAGGGUGAAGACCCCCUUAUCGUGCCUGAGGUUCGCCAGGCUCCAGAGCCUGAGUCUGCACCACAGAGAGUUUCAGAGGUGCAGUUGGGGAGCCGGGAGGCCCUGUCACUGGGCAUGGAGACUGAGCUGCCCAAUAGCCUGCCCGGUGAUGACCAGGAUGAGUGCCUGCUCCUCCCGGGGGAGCUUUGCCAGCACCUCUGCAUCAACACUGUGGGCUCUUACCACUGUGCCUGCUUUCCCGGCUUUUCACUGCAGGAUGACGGCCGUACCUGCCGCCCAGACAAUGGCCCCUCACAGCCAGCGGCUGCAGAGGAGUCUGCACUGAGGUCAGAACCCUCCCAAGCGGCCCCCAACACCAUCCUGCUACCACGGCCACAACCCAACACCUGCAAAGACAAUGGGCCUUGCAAGCAGGUGUGCAGCAUUAUUGGAGACACAGCCAUGUGCUCCUGCUUUCCCGGCUAUGCCAUCAUGGCGGAUGGUGUGUCCUGUGAAGACCGAGACGAGUGCCUGCUGGGUGCUCACGAUUGUAGCCGGCGACAGUUCUGUGUGAACACCCUGGGAUCCUUCUACUGUGUCAACCACACAGUGCUCUGUGCCCAGGGCUUUAUCCUCAACGUGCACAGGAAGUGCGUGGACAUCAACGAGUGUGUGACGGACUUGCACACGUGCAGCCGGGGUGAGCACUGCGUGAACACAGUAGGCUCCUUCCGCUGCUACAAGGCUCUCACCUGCCAGCCGGGCUACACUCUUGAGGAAGGCGAGUGCACAGAUGUGGACGAGUGUGAGCUGGGCACGCACAACUGCCAGGCGGGCUUCACGUGCCAGAACACCAAGGGUUCCUUCUACUGCCAGGCGCGGCGCUGUAUGGAGGGCUUUCUCCAGGACCCCGAGGGCAACUGUGUGGACAUCAACGAGUGUACAUCACUGUCUGAGCCAUGCCGCCCUGGCUUCAGCUGCAUUAACACGGUGGGAUCCUACACAUGCCAGAGGAACCCACUGCUCUGCAGACGUGGCUACCACGCCAGCCAGGAUGGGACCAAAUGUGUGGAUGUGAAUGAGUGUGAGACCCAGCGCUGCAGCCAGGAGUGCGCCAACAUCUAUGGCUCCUACCAAUGCUACUGUCGCCAAGGUUACCAGUUGGCCGAGGAUGGGCACACCUGUACAGACAUCGACGAGUGUGCUCAGGGUGCCGGCAUCCUUUGUGCCUUCCGCUGUAUCAACGUGCCAGGGAGCUACCAGUGUGCAUGCCCAGAGUGGGGCUAUACCAUGAUGGCCAACGGCAGGUCCUGCAAGGACGUGGACGAGUGUGCACUGGGCACCCACAACUGUUCUGAGGCCGAGACCUGCCACAACAUCGAGGGCGGCUUCCGCUGCCUGCUCUUCACGUGUCCUCCCAACUACAUCCGAGUCUCUGAAACGAAAUGUGAGCGCACCACGUGCCAUGACUUUUUGGAGUGCCAGAGCUCGCCAGCUCACAUCACGUACUAUCAGCUCAACUUCCAGACUGGUCUCCUGGUGCCGGCUCACAUCUUUCGCAUCAGCCCGAUGCCCGCCUUUGCUGGGGACACCAUUGCCCUCACCAUCACCCGAGGCAACGAGGAGGGCUACUUCGGCACACGCCGGCUCAAUGCCUACACCGGUGUUGUCUACCUGCAGCGGUCAGUGCGUGAGCCCCGGGACUUCGCCCUGGACGUGGAGAUGAAGCUCUGGCGGCAGGGCUCUGUCACCACCUUCCUGGCCAAGAUGCACGUCUUCUUUACCACCUUUGCCCUGUGAGGUGCCUGCCUGAGCGCCUGUGCAGGGCCGUAGCACUUGGGGUGCCCCUGAUGGUCCCUGUGGCACCCUCCACACCACCCUCCAGUGCACCUCUUUCUGUGGGUGCUCAGCACCGCGUGAGUGGGGCCUGGUUAUCAGGGUGGUUUUUGCUACAACUGGAAAAUAGCCUAAUUUUGCUGAAUGGAUUCCUCUCAGGUUCCUGGGAGGGAUCUUGGCAGCAGGAGGUCGAAAGCAACUCAAGGCACUUCAGGUGCCUGUGGGUGGAGUGAGAGGACUAAAGGCUACAUGACGAUUAAAGGCGGGAAACAGACCACGUGGGGCUUUGGACUCAACUGGAUGGCCUGUCCCCAGUGUUGAUAUUCUAUUUCAUGUUUCACUGUGAUUACUUCUCCACUUUAAAAAACCAUCUUAAGUGUUUUUGUUUAAUUAUAAAAGUAGUGCACAUACACUGCAAAAAAUUUCAAAUAGUACAAAAAGGUUAUAAAGUAAAAAGUGACAAAAGAAAAACCCUUACUUCUGUCAA